AUGGUGCUGGGCCGGGAGGUGGCUUCAGCAGGGGUUGGAGAGGGUGACAGCUGUGUCCUGUACUACCUACAGCAUCCGUGUGCACGCACGGGCCUACGCCCUGUGCAGGUGAAUGCACACGGUCGGGCACGCAGGGGAGAUGGGCACCUGCACACACCCUCCCCGGAGGGUCUCUUCCGCGGCCCCGACCGGUGCUGCCGGGAGCACGACCAGUGCUCGGCGCAGAUCACGGCGCUGCAGUUCAACUACGGUAUCCGCAACUACCGCCUGCACACCGUCUCUCACUGCGACUGCGACGCUAGGUUCCGGCAGUGCCUGCUGGCUCUCAACGACACCAUCUCCAACAUCAUCGGCGUCACCUUCUUCAACCUGCUGGAGGUGCCGUGCUUCGUACUGGAGGAGAGUGAGGAGUGCAUCCAGUGGCACUGGUGGGGAGGGUGUGAGCGUUACGGUGUAGUACCCCUGGCCAGGAUGGUGCAGCAGAAUCAGUACCACUACAGCCCACCCAUGCAGGAGGUGGGCAGCUCUGCUGUGCAGCCCCCAGGCAAAGGAAAGAAGUCUUCUAGAACAGGGCGCAAACAGCUUCGACAAAGACUGGGGCAAAACCCCAGGCUCCGCCAGGCACAGAGACCUGCAUCUACCAGAGACAAGGCUGAGCCCGCAACCAGGCACCCAGCAGCACAGUGGGGGCUGGAGCCUGGCCCCCCAACAGAAAUGACCGUGUUGGAACAGGACCUUGCUGGAGGAAAGCGAGUGCCUGCAGGAACACAGCACAGGGCUGGGGGCUCAGCACACCCUGCCUGCACUCAGGAUGGCAGCAUCAGAUCCAGACUGGCCCCAGCACGCUGUGGAGACACCCCUCUGCCUGACAUGGACAUGCGCAGGCAGCAUGGCCCUCGCAGGGUGUGCAGGUACUACAAGCACCUGGAUAAGUGCGAGCACCACAUUGCCCCCAAUGAGGUGAAGUACCAGCUGCACAACACAGGCACGCAGAUGCUAUUCCACUGCAACUGCACUCACAGGCUGGCACGGUCCCUGCACAGGGCAAGGAACCUCAGUGACGUGGAGGUGGCUGUCCUGGCUGACCAUAUCACCACGGACUGCUUUGUUCUGGAGCCACCCGCUGACUGCAGCCCAGGCAAGGGGCCACAGCACAACUGUAAUGCAGUGACCCGGGCUCUGCUAGUACCUGCACGGCAUCUCAAAAAGACCCUGAGGCACUGGGGUCUUCCACAUGCAACCUCCAAGGCCAAGCUUCCAGACUGGAAGACACAGGACAGUGAUAAUACCCUCUAUGAGCGAUGCCUGCGGCUGGUCUUGGAGCAGAAGCCAGCAGUUCAGCACCAUGCAGUGCUCCAAUGAUGCCCAAGAAGCACUGCCUUGCAUGGGGAGGAAGACAUGCUGUACAGCAGCCACAAAGUGGAGCUGUGUGAUUUCUGGUACUUGAGACAAAGGAUGGCACCGAGCAUGGCUGCUAAUGUGACUGCAUGGAGCUGGGGUUCACAGCUGGAGCAGGGGCAGGCAGAGGGACAGAGAAGCCUCUCAAGGCACUGCAGCUGCAGGGGAGGGCUAUGGCUGCCACCCAUGAGCACCAAAGCAAGGGGAAAGGAACAUGAGGGCUUGAGAAAGGAGAAACCCAGGAUCUUCCUUGCCUGUUGUGCCAGGA
Messenger RNA from Calidris pugnax (ruff), 1666 nucleotides. Its product is annotated as group 3 secretory phospholipase A2-like. Gene Ontology annotation, biological process: phospholipid metabolic process; arachidonate secretion. The transcript has 7 exons. Bases 1 to 1362 code for a protein of 453 amino acids. NCBI's taxonomy places the organism in Eukaryota, Metazoa, Chordata, Aves, Charadriiformes, Scolopacidae. Gene Ontology annotation, molecular function: A2-type glycerophospholipase activity. The record is from RefSeq and is a predicted model, not a curated record.